GCCGCCCCCUCGCACAUGAAGAUGUACGUGCAAAGGGCUCUGGUGCUGCUCUCCCUGCUGAGCUUCGCCACCGUGAGCCUUUCCCUGUCCUCCUGCACCACCUUGGACCUGGACCACAUCAAGAAAAAGAGAGUAGAAGCCAUCCGGGGGCAGAUCCUGAGCAAGCUGCGGCUCACCAGCCCCCCGGAGACCGUGGGGCCAGCCCAUGUGCCCUACCAGAUCCUGGCCCUCUAUAACAGUACCCGGGAGCUGCUGGAAGAGAUGGAGGAGGAAAAGGAGGAGAGCUGCUCUCAGGACAACACCGAGUCCGAAUACUAUGCCAAAGAGAUCCAUAAAUUUGACAUGAUCCAGGGCCUCCCCGAGCACAAUGAGUUGGGCAUUUGUCCAAAAGGUGUCACCUCCAACGUGUUCCGCUUUAAUGUGUCCUCAGCAGAGAAGAACAGCACCAACUUGUUCCGGGCUGAGUUUCGGGUGCUACGUGUGCCCAACCCGAGCUCCAAACGCACUGAGCAGCGCAUUGAGCUCUUCCAGAUCCUGCGUCCGGACGAGCACAUAGCGAAGCAGCGGUACCUGAGCGGCAGGAACGUGCAGACGCGGGGCUCCCCGGAGUGGCUGUCCUUCGAUGUCACCGACACCGUGCGGGAGUGGCUGCUGCACAGAGAGUCCAACCUUGGCCUGGAAAUUAGCAUACACUGUCCUUGCCAUACUUUUCAGCCAAAUGGUGACAUCUUGGAGAAUUUGCACGAGGUCUUGGAGAUCAAAUUCAAAGGCAUUGACAGUGAGGAUGACUAUGGCCGUGGGGACUUGGGGCGCCUGAAGAAGCAGAAAGACUUGCAUAAUCCCCACCUCAUCCUGAUGAUGUUACCCCCACAUCGGCUGGAGAGUCCAGCGCUGGGAGGCCAGAGAAAGAAACGGGCCCUGGAUACCAACUACUGUUUUCGGAACCUGGAAGAGAACUGCUGCGUGCGUCCUCUGUACAUCGACUUCCGACAGGACCUUGGCUGGAAAUGGGUCCAUGAGCCUAAGGGCUACUUUGCCAACUUCUGCUCGGGUCCCUGCCCAUACCUCCGCAGUGCAGACACCACUCACAGCACGGUGCUGGGCUUAUACAACACGCUGAACCCUGAGGCAUCGGCUUCACCCUGCUGCGUCCCCCAGGACCUGGAGCCACUCACUAUCUUGUACUAUGUUGGGAGGACCCCCAAAGUGGAGCAGCUCUCCAACAUGGUGGUGAAAUCCUGCAAGUGUAGCUGAAAGGCACCUUGACCCGCCCAAAGCCAAGAGAGAAACUGUCAGCACCCACUCUCCUGCUCCCAGGCUAACACAAAAGCAACCGGGGGUCAGAGACUACGUAUGGUGAGGGCCGAGCGCCAAACCCUGUGGCUUAGGGUCUGACAGCCCUUGGGGAUCUCUUCUGGAACAUUUCUUGGUCUUGUUGGCAGUGUCACGUUCGUUCUGGGAGUUACUUCGGUUACACAAAGGCCACACUCUCCAAACUGCCUGGACAGUUGGUGCGGAAGAGAAGGACAGAGUGGAGGAACUGCUGUGUAUUCGAAUGUUGGAUUAUUGAUCUGGGAGAGUGAGAGAAUGAGAAAGAGCAGGUCAAAGGGGGAAUAGAAAUGGGGAGAUGUUUUCUAUUCUAGCUUUACCUAUCUUAGGACCUCAGCCCUCGCCACUGGCCUGAAGAAUUAAAGGAUUCCCCUGUAAGAGGGAACCCUGAAGGUUUCUUUAGAGAAAGAAAAUGCACCAAGAAGGGAAGCUGCUGAGAGAAGAAAUGCUCAGAGAU
Molecule: messenger RNA, 1786 nt
Organism: Indicator indicator
Lineage: Eukaryota; Metazoa; Chordata; Aves; Piciformes; Indicatoridae
Gene: TGFB3
Product: transforming growth factor beta 3
Exons: 7
Coding region: 16-1254 (412 amino acids)
Biological process (GO): transforming growth factor beta receptor signaling pathway; SMAD protein signal transduction; BMP signaling pathway
Cellular component (GO): extracellular region
Molecular function (GO): type II transforming growth factor beta receptor binding; type III transforming growth factor beta receptor binding; growth factor activity
Source: RefSeq, a predicted model, not a curated record